GUUUCGGAAUCGGAAAAGGAGCCGAAGCAACCGUGACGGCGAUAUUUCGCGUAUAUAUACCGCUUCCCCCAAAUCCCCCAUAGUUCCACUCGAUUACCGCCUUCGAUUUCUAAUCCUCUGAAACCCUAGCCUUUGAUCCGCUUCGAUCUCGAAUUCUUUGAGCGCUCUCGUCUUCAAUCAUGGCGUACAGGACGCUGGAGGUCAACCUGAUCUCGGCCAAGGACCUCAAGCAGGUCAAUUUGUUCUCCAAGAUGGAGGUCUACGCGGUGGUGUCGCUCUCCGGCGACCCCCGGUCGCGCCAGCGGACGCCUCCCGAUCGGGAGGGGGGCAGGAACCCCGCCUGGAACUCGACCGUCCGCUUCAACGUCCCUGCCGACAACUAUGAGCGCCAGGUCCUCCAUAUCCUCCUCCGCGCCGAGCGCGCCCUCGGCGACCGCGACGUCGGCGAGGUUCGCAUCCCCCUGUCGGAGCUCCUCGACGCCGCCGCUGGCAACGGGCCCAAGUUCGUCAGCUACCAGGUCCGCAAGUGCACCUCCGGCAAGCCGAAAGGCGUCCUCAACCUCUCCUACAAGGUCCGCGAGAAGAUCGCCGCCACCGCACCGGCUCCGCCGGUGGCCUACCCGCAUCCGGCGGGGGUCCCCAGGUCCAAUCAGCCCGUGACCGCGUAUCCCCCCGCCUCCGCCUACCCACCGCCGGGGAAGGCACCGAAGGCCGACGAACCCGUGAUGGCGUAUCCCGCCGCCGGCACCAGCUCCGCCGCGUACCCACCUUACGGGGCGCAGCCAUACCCGCCCCCGGCCGGAUACCCGGGUUACCAGCCGCCGCCGUACCAGGCGGGGUACGGGUACCCACCGGCGGGGUACGGGUACGGUGCGGCGCAGCCGGUGGUGCAGCCGCCAAAGAAGAAUAAGUUAGGGAUGGGGCUGGGGGCGGGGUUGCUCGGUGGGGCCCUCGGGGGCCUUCUGAUCGGGGAUAUGAUCUCGGAUUCGUCCGCCUACGAUUCCGGCUACGACGCCGGCUUCGAUUCUGGCGGCGGAUUCGAUUUUUAGGCCUUGAUUAAGGAAAAUUUCUCGCUUUCUUUGGUCCCUAAGUUUGGUUAUUAGGUAUUAAUGAGUGUGUUUAGAUCGCGCAGAAGCUGGACCUUUUAGCGUUGUACAUAGAGAUCGGAUCUCUUGCUGUAAUAGCGCUCAAGAAUUAUGUAAUAAAAAUGUUUUAUUUUUCGUUUA
This is a messenger RNA of Phoenix dactylifera (date palm), 1226 nucleotides long. Its product is annotated as protein SRC2-like. Gene Ontology annotation, biological process: defense response. The record is from RefSeq and is a predicted model, not a curated record. NCBI's taxonomy places the organism in Eukaryota, Viridiplantae, Streptophyta, Magnoliopsida, Arecales, Arecaceae.